AUUUUAAUUAUCGAAGAGAAAUAGAGAAAAAUAGCUCGUGUUAGUGAAAUUGCGGACGUGAGUGGUCGUUUCUAUAGUGAAAUUACGGACUUUGCGGUGCUUAUAACAACUAAAACAUUCCAAGUUUUUAUUAUAAAUAAUUAUAUAAAAUUUAGAAAAUAAUUAAUAUAAAGUCAUGUUGAAAUCAGUACUUAUCGCUUUGUGCCUUUUCGCGGCUAGUGUACAUAGUCAAGAAUUAAAAGUCGAUGUUAUCAGCGUACCCGAAGUGUGCGAACAGAAAUCUAAAGCGGGAGAUACGUUAACCAUGCAUUACACGGGUACCUUAACUGAUGGAAAGAAAUUCGAUUCCAGUUUGGAUCGUGACCAACCGUUCACCUUUCAAUUAGGCGCCGGUCAAGUUAUUAAAGGUUGGGAUCAAGGCUUAGUGGAUAUGUGUGUGGGAGAGAAACGUAAACUUGUGAUACCACCGGAAUUAGGUUACGGUGAUCGUGGUGCUGGCAACGUAAUACCGCCUAAAGCUACAUUGGUCUUCGAAGUAGAACUGAUUAACAUUAGCAACAGUCCGCCCACCACAAACGUGUUCAAGGAGAUCGAUGAAAACGGCGAUAAACAAUUGAGCCGCGAAGAGGUAAACCAAUAUGUUAGUGAGUAUUUGAAAAAACAGAUGACAGCCGUUGAUGGUCAGGAUUCGGACGAGUUGAAAAAUAUGUUGAAAGAAAAUGAUAAACUUGUGGAAGAGAUAUUCCAGCAUGAAGACAAAGAUAAAAAUGGUUUUAUAUCACAUGACGAAUUUUCAGGGCCCAAGCAUGACGAGCUAUAAGAUUUGCUUAUUCACUCUUCCUUUCAGUCUCAUCCCUGUUUCUUUCUCUCUACAACGCCUCUUCAAAAAAAAAAGAAAAAAUAAUCUUAUUAUUUAUACAUAAGAUAUGUGAAUUAUGGGUUGUUUUCCAAUUGUUUCCAUUAAUUAUAACUGUAGUUAAGUAAAUGUGAAGGAAAUAAAGCAGAAGCUCUUUGUUCAUGAUUUCGA
This is a messenger RNA of Glossina fuscipes, 1027 nucleotides long. It is a transcript of the gene Fkbp14, whose product is annotated as FK506-binding protein 2. NCBI's taxonomy places the organism in Eukaryota, Metazoa, Arthropoda, Insecta, Diptera, Glossinidae. Bases 176 to 820 code for a protein of 214 amino acids. The record is from RefSeq and is a predicted model, not a curated record. Gene Ontology annotation, molecular function: calcium ion binding; peptidyl-prolyl cis-trans isomerase activity. The transcript is spliced from 6 exons.